Messenger RNA from Pleuronectes platessa (European plaice), 7949 nucleotides. It is a transcript of the gene dip2bb, whose product is annotated as disco-interacting protein 2 homolog Bb. The coding region runs from base 166 to 5031 and encodes 1621 amino acids. The transcript has 38 exons. Lineage: Eukaryota; Metazoa; Chordata; Actinopteri; Pleuronectiformes; Pleuronectidae. The record is from RefSeq and is a predicted model, not a curated record.
GAGUUGCUCCACAGUCAUGGCGGUGUCGGGGAGCCGCGGAGAUGGAGCGGUGAAGAGCAGCUCAGCGGCCGCUUGAUUCUUCUCUCUUUCUCCACUUCGCUUCAUGCUGGACUGUGGCUGCUGACGAACACCCCGCUGCUGGUCGCCGCUGCUGCGCUUCCGACGAUGGCCGACCGCGGCGUUGAUCCGUCGGCUCUGCCUAAAGAGGUCAGGGACCAGCUGGCGGAGCUGGACCUGGAGCUGUCCGAAGGUGACAUUACACAAAAGGGCUACGAGAAGAAAAGGACCAAACUCCUGGCUCCCUACGUCAUCCACACUCCAGUGGAGCCGCCCCCUCAGAAUGAUGUGCUGCCUCCCCCUCCCAGUUCUUCCUCCAGCCACGGCCCUCCUCCGUCCAGCUCGUCCCGGUACCGAGAACGUCGCUCCCGCAAAGCACAUCGGAACGGAGGAACCAGGGAUGACCGUUACAGAUCAGAUAUCCACACUGAGGCAGUACAAGCUGCCCUGGCUAAACAUAAGGAGGAGAAGAUGGCACUGCCCAUGCCCACCAAGCGGCGCUCCACUUACGUCCAGUCUCCUAUUAAUACUCGUACACCACCAGACUCUUCAUCAGAUGAUGAAGAUGAGACAUCUGUGCGCAGGCAGUCAUCACUGGUCGCUCCCCAGCACUUGGUCAGUUCAAACCUGCAGAGCCCAGACGCUUGGAUCAACCGCACCGUCCAAGGCUCCUCCACCUCGUCCUCGGCCUCCUCCACCCUGUCCCACGGAGACGCCAAACCACAGCCUCAGAGCCAAGCUCAGCCUCAGCCCCAGUACAAACCGCAGUACCAACCUCUGUUUCAGCCGCACUACCAACACCAGCCUCAGCCUCAGCACCAGCCUCAGCCUCAGCCUCAGCACCAGCCCCGCACCACAGCUGUGACCGACAUGCUGGCUCAAAGUCGCAUUGUCCCCUCAGAGAACAGCGCCCCGCCUCCAGACGUUACAGCUGUGGCCCCUCCAGCCAGGGGCCCGCGGGUGGACCUGACCUCCAACGCCGUGGUACGGGGGAUGAGCCGUGGGCAGAGCCGCUCCAGCAUGAUGGAGACUGGGGAUGGGGUUCCUGUGAACAGCCGAGUGUCCACUAAGAUCCAGCAGCUUCUCAACACCCUGAAGAGGCCGAAGAGGCCCCCGCUCAGCGAGUUCUUCACCGACGACGCAGAGGAGAUAGUAGAAGUGCCACAGCCAGACCCAAACACACCCAAGCCGGAGGGCCGUCAGAUCAUCCCAGUGAAAGGAGAGCCUCUGGGCGUGGUCAGCAACUGGCCCCCAGCCCUGCAGGCAGCACUGGCCCGUUGGGGGUCCACUCAGGGGAAGAGCCCCGCCCUCACUGCGCUUGACAUCACAGGCAGACCGCUCUAUACACUGACUUAUGGGAAGCUGUGGAGUCGCAGUGUGAAGCUGGCGUACACCCUCCUGAACAAGCUGGGCACCAAGAACGAGCAAAUCCUCAAACCUGGAGACAAGGUGGCGUUGGUUUACCCCAACAGUGACCCUGGGAUGUUCUGGGUGGCCUUCUAUGGCUGCCUGCUGGCGGAAGUGAUUCCUGUUCCUAUCGAGGUUCCACUGUCACGCAAGGACGCAGGUAUCAGCCAGGUGGGUUUCCUGUUGGGCAGCUGUGGGGUUGGGCUGGCUCUGACCAGUGAGAUCUGUUUGAAGGGUCUACCCAAGACACCCACAGGGGAAAUUCUGCAAUUCAAAGGCUGGCCUCGACUUAAGUGGGUUGUGACGGAUUCCAAAUACCUGACCAAACCCUCCAAAGACUGGCAGCCUCACAUCCCCACCGCCAACACUGACCCGGCAUAUAUAGAGUACAAGGCGAGAAAAGACGGCACGGUUGUGGGUGUGGCGGUGUCUAAAGUAGCCAUGUUGACCCACUGCCAAGCACUGACCCAGGCCUGCAACUACUGCGAGGGGGAAACUUUAGUGAAUGUGCUGGACUUUAAAAAGGACAUAGGCCUGUGGCACGGUGUUCUCACGGCUGUGAUGAACAGGGUACACACCAUCAGUGUUCCCUAUGCAGUGAUGAAGGCUUGUCCUCUCUCCUGGGUACAGAGGGUCCACAUCCACAAAGCUCGUAUAGGUUUGGUGAAGUGUCGGGAUCUCCACUGGGCCAUGAUGGCUCAUCGGGAUCAGAGAGACACCAGCCUGGCUUCGUUACGGAUGCUCAUUGUGGCUGAUGGUGCUAACCCCUGGUCGGUCUCGUCCUGUGAUGCCUUCCUCAACGUGUUUCAGUCCCACGGCCUGAAGCCUGAGGUCAUCUGUCCCUGUGCCACCUCCCCUGAGGCCAUGACGGUCGCUAUACGCAGACCAGGAGUACCGGGCGCACCCCUCCCUGCCCGGGCCAUUCUUUCCAUGGGUGGCCUGAGCCAUGGUGUCAUCAGGGUCAACACGGAGGACAAGAACUCCGCCCUGACAGUUCAAGAUGUGGGUCACGUCAUGCCUGGAGCUCUGAUGUGCAUCGUGAGACCUGACGGGCCUCCUCAGCUCUGUAGGACAGAUGAGAUAGGAGAGAUAAUCAUCAACUCUCGUGCUGGAGGCACCAUGUACUACGGGCUGCCCGGAGUCACAAAAAACACAUUCGAGGUGAUCCCAGUGAACAGUAACGGAGUUCCCAUCGGAGAGAUUCCAUUUGUGCGGUCCGGACUCCUGGGCUUUGUCGGCCCCGGCAGUCUGGUCUUUGUGGUGGGGAAGAUCGAAGGUCUGCUGAUGGUGAGCGGUCGGAGACACAAUGCCGAUGACCUGGUGGCCACCGCUCUCGCCGUGGAACCAGUCAAGACCGUGUACCGUGGGAGGAUCGCUGUGUUUUCAGUCACAGUGUUCUAUGAUGAGAGGGUCGUGAUUGUGGCGGAGCAGAGGCCUGAUGCCAGUGAGGAGGACAGUUUCCAGUGGAUGAGUCGAGUGCUUCAGGCUAUCGACAGCAUCCACCAGGUGGGCCUCUACUGUCUGGCUCUGGUACCGGCCAACACCUUACCUAAAACACCCCUGGGUGGCAUCCACAUCUCCGACGCCAAGCAAAUCUUCUUGGAUGGCAGCCUGCACCCGUGCAACAUCCUCAUGUGUCCCCACACGUGUGUCACCAACCUGCCCAAGCCGCGCCAGAAGCAGCCAGUUGGUGUAGGUCCUGCAUCUGUCAUGGUGGGCAACCUGGUGGCAGGGAAGAGGAUUGCACAGGCUGCGGGCAGGGACCUCGGCAUGAUUGACGACCAGGAUCUCGUGCGGAAGCAUCAGUAUUUGACGGAGGCUCUUCAGUGGAGAGCACAAACGGACCCAGACCACGUCCUCUAUAUUCUUCUCAAUGCAAAGGGUGUAGCGGUGAGCACAGCGUCCUGCGUCCAGCUUCAUAAGCGAGCUGAGAAGAUCGCUGCAGCGCUCACAGAGAAAGGCAGCAUCAACACCGGAGAGAACGUGGUUCUGCUCUAUCCCCCUGGCAUUGAUUUGAUAGCAGCCUUCUACGGCUGUCUAUAUGCAGGAUGUGUUCCUGUCAACGUCAGACCCCCACACCCUCAGAACCUAGCAGCCACACUGCCAACUGUUCGCAUGAUUAUCGAUGUCAGUAAAGCUGCGUGUAUCCUCACCACUCAAAACCUCAUGAGGACACUCCGCUCUAAGGAGGCUGCAGCCUCUGUAAACAUUAAAACGUGGCCAAUAAUCAUCGACACAGACGACCUCCCGCGCCGACGGCCUCCACAGAUCUACAAGCCUCCCACAGCGGAGAUGAUAGCUUAUCUGGACUUCAGCGUGUCUACCACAGGCAUGCUCACUGGAGUCAAGAUCUCUCAUGCAGCAGUCAGUGCUAUUUGCCGCUCUGUAAAGCUGCAGUGUGAACUCUACUCCUCCCGCCAAAUAGCCAUCUGCCUGGAUCCUUACUGCGGCCUGGGCUUUGUCUUGUGGUGCCUCGCAAGUGUUUACUCAGGUCACCAGUCCAUCCUGAUUCCUCCCUUUGAGUUGGAGAGCUGCUUGCCUCUGUGGCUGAGCACGCUCAGUCAGUACCGCGUUAGAGACACCUUCUGCUCCUACUCUGUCAUGGAGCUCUGCACUAAAGGACUGGGCACUCAGACUGAGUUACUCAAGACUCGUGGCGUGAACCUGUCGUGCGUGCGGAGCUGCGUGGUGAUAGCAGAGGAACGCCCUCGCCUCGGCCUCACACACUCCUUCUCCAAGCUGUUUAAGGACGUGGGGCUAUCACCCCGAGCUGUCAGCACUGCUUUUGGUUCCAGGGUGAACCUGGCCGUCUGCCUGCAGGGCACUACUGGUCCUGAUCCCUGCACAGUGUAUGUGGACAUGAAGUCCCUCCGCCAUGACAGGGUGAGGCUGGUGGAGCGAGGAGCGCCUCAAAGUCUUCCUCUAAUGGAGUCUGGCAAGAUUCUGCCAGGUGUGCGGGUGAUAAUCGUCAAUCCAGAGACCAGAGGCCCCCUUGGUGACUCUCACCUGGGAGAGAUCUGGGUGAAUAGCCCUCACACUGCCAGUGGCUACUACACCAUCUACGGAGAGGAGAGUCUCCAGGCCGACCACUUCAACACUAAACUCAGCUUCGGAGAUCCCCAGACGCUGUGGGCCAGAACCGGAUACCUGGGCUUUGUGAAGAGGACGGAGCUGUUGGGUGCCAGUGGAGAUCGGCACGAUGCUCUCUUUGUGGUCGGGUCGCUGGAUGAGACCUUGGAGCUACGAGGGCUGCGUUACCACCCCAUUGACAUUGAGAACUCAGUGUCCCGGGCGCACCGCAGUAUCGCUGAGAGUGCUGUGUUUACGUGGACCAACCUGCUGGUGGUGGUGUCGGAGCUGUGCGGCUCAGAGCAGGACGCGCUGGACCUGGUGCCUCUGAUCACCAACGUGGUCCUGGAGGAGCACCACCUCAUCGUGGGCGUGGUGGUCAUCGUGGAUCCUGGGGUCAUACCCAUCAACUCCAGGGGAGAGAAGCAACGCAUGCACCUCCGUGACUCUUUCCUCGCUGACCAGCUGGAUCCCAUCUAUGUUGCUUACAACAUGUGAUUGGGUCUGUUCUGCCAUCGCCCCCAGUCCGGAUGCUUCUGCACCUUCACCCAAACAUUUAACUUUCUGAGCUGGCAGGUGACGAGAAGGAAAAGCAUGAACCACACAUCAAACUGCCACCCAGCCCUGUGUGACACCAGCAUAUCUUGGCCACUGCAUGUCUGUGACUGGAUCUGCCAUGUUUGCAGCUGUUCACUGUGUUUUAUAGAUAGAAUUUUGCAAAUAGGAUCGGAGCAACAUGUACUGCAUAUGGCAAAGAGAAAAAAAACGCCCCUGUUGCACAUUUUUGGGGGUAAGGGGGCAAACAACACGUACAACAGGACCACUUUUAAUACAGAUACUAUAUUCAUGUCUUUGUGAAAAUCCAUCCUCUCAUUCUGUACUCACCACAAACUGAUUAAUACACAUUCCCCCUUUGUGUCGACACAAAUUCCAAGAGCUACUAGACUACAAUCUACAAUUUUAAAAUAUUUUUGCAUACAGCUUUUAAACUAAUGCACACAUUGCACGUGCUAAGCCCUUGUCAUUUUUCACUAACACGAAUAUAUAAAAGAGGACAAGCGGAAACCGAACCUUUAAACUAACAGCUAUAGUGUCAGUCUGUGUAAAUGAUUUUAAAUGAUUAUUUUGUCCCGUGACAAUGAAGCCAAAUAGAUUCUCCUGCUAUCAUAUAUUUCCUGCCUUAUAAAACUUCAGUCAAACAUUCCUGUGGCUGUUAAUUCUCCGUUGGUUUUGACCAGUUGUGGAAAUUCUGACAGACGUCCAAAGGGAGCAAAGUAAAAAAUAGGAAAGAGGCCAUAUUCUGCACGGCAUCGAAAGGCCUCGCUGUAUUUUAGAUACUGUAUGUUACUGUAUAGAUAUUUUUAAUUGUAUAAAUGUAUAAAUGCUAAAUUCAUCUCUCUUGGUUGAUGGUUUCUGAUGGAUGGUUGUGCUGUGAGACGAGAACAAGAAGCAGAGGGAAGAUUGUAAAUAAGAUUUGACAGUACUUUUGAAGUGGAAUACUAACUGUAUAAUUGAGAUCAAUAAGUUUAAAGUGUCAUGAGUCAGGUUAGAUAUAACAUUGCACUUUCUCCACAAAAAAAAAGGAUCUAUUUUAUUAUAACAAUGAGGCCACAAAGGUAAUGGUUCAGGGGCAUAUAUUAUUCAGAGGUCAUCUUGCUUGAGGGGCUUGAGGCAGAGAUUUAUCAGGAGGGAAAUCUGCUAACGCCAGGUACCUUUCCUCAGACACAAAAAAAAAACUGGCGUUAGGAGAAGGCUAAAACCAACAUCAUGACUGUUUCUAGGAGACCAGGUUAUUUUGUAAAACAUACAAAUACAGGCCCACAACUUUUCAUCUAAUAUCCAUUACCACCGUAUGAAUCACGCUCUUCUUGGUUUUGUAUUGUAUUAUAAUAGUGUUUGAGAGUUCUGCGUUUUCCUUUCCCUCUCGGCACUGUAAGAGUUCCAUCGAACUGUUUUUGUGUUUGCGCGACUUUGUAAAGAAUUACUUUGAAUUCCAACAGCACUGUUGUUGGUACUGUAAGUCUAUAGUCAAUAGAGGAGAGCAAUCAUGUAUCUGACUUUGUGUUCAGUCACUGGAUUUAAAAAGCACUUGAAAAUGCAGUUGCAGAGCUGAGCCACAUCCGAAACACAAUUGAUUUGCAAUCAAUGAAUAAUAUGAAACAGAAAAGGGUAAAUAAUCGUUUGCAUCAAAAUGUGUUUGGUGUCCUGCAAUUUUCUGAUUACCUUGUACUCUUUGCCUAAGUUAUAGCUUGUUCGUUCAGUGAUAAUCCUUAAUAACCAACAUGUAAAUAGCUUUUCGUUCUUUUUUUGACUUUUAUAAAUGUCCCAUUACAACAUCCGAUCAUGCCAAACGCAAUAAUAGAAAGAUGUUUUAUUAUUUCAAGGUAAACAGGAAUAUGAUCCGUUAAAUUUACAGCACUUUGCACUGUAGUACUUGCAGUAGGUUUCUACUGUGUGGACUUAACAUUUGAGUGAUUAAUUGAACUGCCCCCAUUACAUGUCUGAUUAAAUGUGUUUAUAGUUUUAGAAAUAUUGUGCUUUAUAUUUGUUUUUCUUCCCCCAGUUUUAAGUCGACCCUAGAAAAAAAAAACGACUAACAACACUUCAUCUUAGCUUUAACAUUGCAUCCAGCAGAACGUUUGCAUGACUCAGCCAAGCACAAGAAGAAAUCAGCUUGAGGCACAUCUCAUCCCGAGGCACAAGUGGGGGAGAUAUAUAUACAUACACACAUAUAUAUAUAUAAGUCUACGUGAAACCAUUUAUUCAGGGAAUAAAACUCAUAACACAGGGAUGGACCAGGUGGUCCCUUGGUGCAAUUUGUGAAUACUACCCAUAAAAUGUAGACGUUUGUCCAAAACAAAAAUCUGUGUAAUCAUUGCAAAUCUUUCCAACCUAAUGAGCAAAAAGAGGAGUUACUGUUGCCAGUGUCCAUCCACCAUCUACUUGCUUCAGUGGGAAACUCACCCGCUGGUUUCCACUCUUUUUCUCCGACAGAGCUCUAACACUAUGCAAUCCCAAAGACAGUGCAAUUUAAUUUCCAAGCUUGCAGUUUGGUGAAACAGACAUACUUCUACGUUUUGUAAUAACAAAGAACAGAGGACUACCGAAAUUUAACCAGUAGUGUACUUAAGAUCGUGUUCAUCUCUCUUCAGUUAUUCUGUUGAUAUUUUAUGUCUGCACUGUUGAUAUGUUGUAUAUGGAUUAUUUGGUCAAUUCUAAACGUGCUCCAUUAGGGUGUGAUCCACUGAUGAAUCUUUAACACUACAGGGAGGUGUGUCGACUUGUGUAGUUAACAAAUAAAGACGGUACAUCCCUUCCCGUUUUUCUCACUUAUUUUCUAUUUUGAAUGGUUGUACUAUGUUUUAUACUUUAUGUAAACGUAAUAAUGAAUAAACAAAAACAUUUAAUCAUUUAAA